CCUGUGAUGACGUCAUCAGUGACUGGUGGCUGUCCAUUGGCUCUUGUCAUUCUGCUUCUCAUGUCCAUGGAUCCUAUAGCCACUGAGGUGGUGAACUCAGUCAACGACUGUACUGAAUUCUUCCUGGAUGGAACCCCACCGGAUAUACCAGGAGUCCUGCAGCAGGGGACCAUUCAGGACCAGAAUCGCUACAAGCCCAUUUGCCAGGAAUAUGAAAAUACCAGGAGGUUCAUGACGCUCUAUGACACAGUUAAUAAGAUCCCAGUGUUUUCUGCAUAUAAAUACACAGGAGACGACGGAAGCAAAAGACCAAGAAAUCAGAAGUGGAUGUUUGAGCCAAAGCUUGAAGAUGGGGGAAGCAACAGCAACAUGAAACCACUGAAUAAAAGAAAAAAAUACUCCAAACAAGCUAGUUUUUCCGACUAUACUCAUCAAACGGACUAUGAUAGAGGCCACAUUUUUCCAAGUGCUCAUGCUCACCACAAAUCAGAUAAGGAGGCUACAUUUACCUUGACUAACAUUGUGCCACAAUCCCGCACAUUUAAUAAUGGAAGCUGGAAAAGUAUGGAGAAAUGUGUCAGAUGUGUGAUGCAUGAAUACUGUUUGAACCAAAACAACCAACAUGAAGCAUUUGUCGUGACUGGAGCAAUUCCCAAUGCAAACAAGACUCUCAAAAACAAGGUCAAUAUUCCAAAAACUCUCUGGACAGCAUUUUGCUGCUAUAGCAAAGUUACGGGGGAGUGGUUAGCAAGCGCACACUGGGGUGACAAUGUUAAAGAAAAUCCUAGAGCUAAGAUAUUAAUGGAGACCAAAAAUAUAGACAUGAUUUCACUUAUUGAUGUCGACCCCUUUCCACAACAUCAAUGUCGUCUCGACGUAACAGUAAGUCAGUAUUAUCCUACUUUAAAUACAGAGUGUGAAUGUCAUCCCGCUCCUUUGACAACAUCCACCCCUCUCACCUCCACAUCUGCCCCUCCCACCUCCACAUCUGCCCCUCCCACCUCCACAUCUGCCCCUCCUGACUCCACAUCUGCCCCUCCUGACUCCACAUCUGGUCCACCCACCUCCAAAUCUGCCCCUCCCACAUCCACAUAUGCCCCUCCCACUUCUACAUCCUCCCCUCAAACUUCUACAUCUGCCUCUCCCACCUCCAAAUCGGCCCCUCCCACUUCUACAUCUGCCCCCAACUCCACAUCUGCCCCUCCCACCUCCAAAUCUGCCCCUUCUACAUCUUCUGCCACUUCUACCUCAUCAUCCACCCCCCCCACUUCUACAUCUGCCCCUCCCACCUCCUCAUCCACCACUCUCACUUCUACAUCUGCCCCUCCCACCUCCACAUCCACCCCUCUCACUUCUACAUCUGCCCCUCCCACCUCCACAUCUGCCCCUCCCACCUCCACAUCCGCCACUUCUACAUAUGCCCCUCCCACCUCCACAUCUGCCACCUCUACAUCUGCCCCUCCCACCUCCACAUCUGCCACUUCUACAUCUGCCCCUCCCACUUCUACAUCUGCCCCUCCCACCUCCACAUCUGCCACCUCUACAUCUGCCCCUCCCACCUCCACAUCUGCCCCCCCCACCUCCACAUCUGCCACCUCUACAUCUGCCCCUCCCACCUCCACAUCUGCCACUUCUACAUCUGCCCCUCCCACUUCUACAUCUGCCCCUCCCACCUCCACAUCUGCCACCUCUACAUCUGCCCCUCCCACCUCCAAAUCUGCCACCUCUACAUCUGCCCCUCCCACCUCCACAUCUGCCACUUCUACAUCUGCCCCUCCCACCUCCACAUCUGCCACUUCUACAUCUGCCCCUCCCACUUCUACAUCUGCCCCUCCCACCUCCACAUCUGCCACUUCUACAUCUGCCCCUCCCACCUCCACAUCUGCCACCUCUACAUCUGCCCCUCCCACCUCCACAUCUGCCCCUCCCACUUCUACAUCUGCCCCUCCCACCUCCACAUCUGCCACUUCUACAUCUGCCCCUCCCACUUCUACAUCCACCCCUCCCACCUCCACAUCUGCCACCUCUACAUCUGCCCCUCCCACCUCCACAUCUGCCACUUCUACAUCUGCCCCUCCCACCUCCACAUCUGCCACUUCUACAUCUGCCCCUCCCACCUCCACAUCUGCCACCUCUACAUCUGCCCCUCCCACCUCCACAUCUGCCACUUCUACAUCUGCCCCUCCCACCUCCACAUCUGCCACUUCUACAUCUGCCCCUCCCACUUCUACAUCUGCCCCUCCCACCUCCACAUCUGCCACUUCUACAUCUGCCCCUCCCACUUCUACAUCCACCCCUCCCACCUCCACAUCUGCCACCUCUACAUCUGCCCCUCCCACC
Gadus morhua (Atlantic cod) is the source of this 2340-nucleotide messenger RNA. RefSeq lists its product as uncharacterized. Gene Ontology annotation, molecular function: protein binding; nucleic acid binding; hydrolase activity. Lineage: Eukaryota; Metazoa; Chordata; Actinopteri; Gadiformes; Gadidae. The annotation marks the transcript as partial. The transcript has 5 exons. The record is from RefSeq and is a predicted model, not a curated record.